Molecule: messenger RNA, 822 nt
Organism: Plodia interpunctella (Indianmeal moth)
Lineage: Eukaryota; Metazoa; Arthropoda; Insecta; Lepidoptera; Pyralidae
Gene: Tctp
Product: Translationally controlled tumor protein
Exons: 3
Coding region: 125-643 (172 amino acids)
Cellular component (GO): cytoplasm
Molecular function (GO): calcium ion binding
Source: RefSeq, a predicted model, not a curated record
UGGCAAUACUUUGACAAAUGAUACUUUCUUUUUUUUCUAUGAACAGCCCUUUCCGGUUUAGUUCUUGGGGCUACGAGCCGUUGUUUCGGUUUUUAUUAUUUUAAAUCGUCUCUAAUCCCACAAAAUGAGAAUUUAUAAGGAUAUUAUUACUGGUGACGAGAUGUUCUCGGACACAUACAAAAUCAAGUUGGUCGACGAAGUAAUUUACGAAGUCACUGGUAAACUUGUAUCGAGGACGAUGGAUGAUAUUAAAAUUGAGGGGUUCAACCCUUCUGCUGAGGAAGCGGAUGAGGGCACGGAUUCGGCAACGGAGACCGGUGUAGACAUAGUUCUAAACCACAGGCUAGUCGAAACAUAUGCCUUCGGUGACAAGAAAUCCUACACGUUAUACCUCAAAGACUACAUGAAAAAAUUAGUAGCAAAAUUGGAAGAGAAGUCGCCUGACCAAGUAGAUGUUUUCAAAACGAACAUGAACAAAGUAAUGAAGGACAUCCUCGGUAGGUUUAAGGAGCUCCAAUUCUUCACUGGCGAAUCCAUGGACUGCGAUGGCAUGGUCGCCAUGUGUGAAUACAGAGAGGUUGAUGGAAACCAGAUUCCUAUUUUGAUGUUCUUCAAACACGGCCUAGAAGAAGAGAAAUUCUAAUUUUACAGCUUAAGUGAAAGUUCAUAUCCAUCACAGGCGCCUAAAUUCCAUCUUUUUUAUUUAUUUUUACAAAAUCAUGUCCGCAUCAGCUGAAACCGGCUACUCCCAUCUCAAGGCUGAACAAUUUUGUAAUAUUAAUAAUAAAUGUUACAUAAUCUAAUAAAUUAAUGAACAACUCG